Wyeomyia smithii (pitcher-plant mosquito) is the source of this 9415-nucleotide messenger RNA. RefSeq lists its product as uncharacterized. Lineage: Eukaryota; Metazoa; Arthropoda; Insecta; Diptera; Culicidae. Bases 5778 to 7085 code for a protein of 435 amino acids. The transcript has 2 exons. Gene Ontology annotation, biological process: DNA integration. Gene Ontology annotation, molecular function: nucleic acid binding. The record is from RefSeq and is a predicted model, not a curated record.
UUAGAUUUAGUUUCAGCUCGUAGUCGGCAGCGAGGAUAAAAAAUUUGCUUUUAGUUAUUAAGAUACUUUAGAAAGUAAGCUACCAGAUAUAUUUGGCGCUGUUAAACAUUAAAUUGUAUUUGUGCCGUGUCAAAUAAAUUAUAGAUGAAGAAAAAAAAAUUAUGAACAAUACUAUCAAGUAUACAGGAAAGGGUUAUGAAAUUGGAUUGCUGUGGAAAAAUGAUAAUCCAAGCUUUCCUAAUAGUUUUCCUGCUGCACUCAGUCGAUUAUUGAGUCAGGAAAGAAAAAUGAAGGUUAAUCCAGAAUUAAGAAUAUGGUACAAUUAAAAAAUUGAUGACUACAUCGAAAAGGGCUAUGCUAGAAAAUUAACAAUAGAAGAAUCAAUGACUACUAACGAUUCUACUUAUUAUUUGCCGCAUUUUGUGGUGACAAAUAAAAAUAAGUUAUGCAGGAAAAUCGAUUGGUAUUUGAUGCUGCUGCUAAAGUUAGCGGAGUUUCGUUCAAUUCAAAUUUAUUAUCAGGACCAGAUACUACUGAAUCAUUAUUUGGAAUUUUAAUAAGAUUCAGGGAAAAUGCAAUAGCCGUUACUGGAGACAUUCAGGAAAUGUUUCACAGGAUCGCGAUUAGAAAAGACGAUCAAAAUUCUCAAAGGUUCCUAUACAGGAAAAAGGGCGACCAAAGACUUGAUGUUUAUACGAUGCAAGUCAUGACGUUUGGAGCUACAUGUUCUCCCUCAUGUGCUCAAUUUGUUAAAAAUUUUAAUGCGAAAAAAUUCGAAAAUGAUUACCCUGAAGCAGCUGAAGCAAUUAUAAAAAAUCAUUACGUUGAUGAUUUUCUCGAUAGUUUCAAUAACUUGGAUCAGGCGAUUGCAGUUGUAUCAAAUGUAAUUAAAAUUCACGAUUACGGGAACUUUUAAAUUAGGGAAUUCAUUUCAAAUUCUGAAGACUUGAUGAAGAAUAUUCCUCAAGAUCGAAUAUCGGAGGCAAACAGUGUCUCUUUAGAUAACCAAAAAGAAGUUGAUGAGAAGAUUCUAGGCAUAUAUUGGAAUUUUAAGAGAGACAUGAUAAAAUUCAAGCCAAUAAUUCCCGAUGAUGAUACAACUCAUUUGACUAAAAGGAAAAUUUUGUCUCUGGCAAUUAGAGUAUACGAUCCUUUAGGGCUUAUUUCUAAUAUAACAAUUCAUGCUAGAAUUCUUAUUCAAGAAUUAUGGAGAUUGGGUAAAGAGUGGGAUAAACCUAUUCCAGAAAAUUUGCGAGAAAACUGGAACAAAUGGUUGGACCGCAUUAAAGCUUUAGAAAACUUAAAAAUUCCAAGGGGCUAUUCUAUAAGCACAAAUAUAAUAAAAAGUAGGAGGGUGGUAUCAAAGACACGACCGCAUGACGAAGGACUACGGUAUGUUUCUAUAUUUAUUAUCUAACAGUGAAUUUUUACUUGCUGAGACAUUAGAGCGCUUUGAACAAUAAUUAAUAAUAAUUAUAAAAAAAUAUAAAUGAAACCUUGUUGAUAUUGGCAUCUCCACUUCGCAAAUAUUCGAAUUAGAAAAGCAUUUAUUCGUAGCUUAAAAUGACAAGACAAACAUUAGAAUAAGCGAAUUCGAUGUAUUCUUCCUUUAUCAGUAGGCAGCAAAUACGAUCCUAUUUGGUAUUUGAGACCGGAACGAUUUAAGUGGAAAUUCUCAGAUGGAAAAUGAUUUGACAUUAAAAGAACUUCAUGCAUGAUUAGCUCCGUCGAAGCGAAGAAAAUGCCCCUACUAACACGCAGGGAAUCAUAAGUAAAAAUCCCCAGGAUGCCGAUUAACACUGUGACGGAAUCGUGAAAGGAAUCGCAAACACGAUCCAGAGGAUUCCCACUCACGAUUCUUAUUCAGGAAUCCUAGAGCCAUAUGCAGGGCAUUCCUGAGGAUUCUUUUUUCAGGAAUCGUUUUUGAGGACGCUCACGAAUCCAAUGUGAGAAAUCCUAAAGAAUCUAUGCGCAUCGUAGGUGUUUGUCCGGGUGGCAAGGAAAGAAAAACAUUCUUGAAAGCUGCACCGGCCGCUGUCGAAAAAUGAACACCAACAAAAAUAUGGAUAUUUGCAAGGCUCCUCCCGCUAUCAGCAACAUUUUGUAAAACAGAAAAUUCAACUAGCCGCUUCAAUUACAUCACUUUGAGGCACCAAAAGGAAACAUCGAGUUUCUUGCUCUCUGGUUAUUCUGGCCAGAAUUCUAGCCAUUUUAGUACUUUUGCAGCAACCAUGGACUAAUAACAGCCACCAGCAUUAUGGGUGAAACCGGCACGAGUUGACCGGUACUAUUUUGUCUUUCCUCCUUCCAACUGCUAACACCUGGUGUCCGUAUGUAACCGGUACGGUUUAGGAAUGAAACUGAUGGGGUGAAAUGUUCGAAUGGUACGUUUUAUAUCAAGGUUUUGUCAGUUAGUUGGAAAGAGGGAGGAGUUAAGAAGAAUAGGGAAUGGUAAGAAAGGGAAAUAAGCAUCGGAAACAGAAUGUGGCCUCGAGUAAAACAACAACAACAACAAAUCGUUUACAAAAUCAAAUCGGUUGUAUCCGUUAGUGUCGACUGUGCUUGUGAAGAGAGGUGGUGAUUGGUUGCUCAGUAUGAUUUAGACAAUCGAUGUUAUUUAUCGAUUUUAUAAUAGUGUUUCUCAAACAAUAGGUUGUUUUUGUUACAUAAGUUGAACCGUAGAAGAAUUUCUGAUCGAUCGAUGCCAAAACCGCUAAAACCUGAUUAUAAAUGACUGAAAUAUAAACGCUCAAAACCUGACCACUUUUCCCUGGUUUUCCCUGGUUGAAUUACUAGAUUUUCAAAUUCAGGUACCUAACUUCCAGAUAGACGUGGUCCUACGUCAAAAGAGAGAUUCAUGUAUUUUGUGAUGCCUCAGGGAUGGCAUUUGCGGCGGUUGUUUAUUUGAGAACUGAAACAACGUCCGGUUACGAUAUCUCAAUUAUGGCUGCUAAAUCUAGAGUGGCACCAACGAAAAUAUUGUCUAUUCCGCGUUUGGAAUUGCAAGCAGCGAUUCUAGGCACACGAUUGGCAAACACAAUUUUAAAAGAAACACGAUUGCCAAUUAGUAGUACUGCAUUUUGGUCUGAUUCUGAAACGGUAUUAAGCUGGAUCAAUUCAGACAUAAGAAAUUAUAAGGUAUUUGUUCAACAUCGUGUCAGCGAAAUCUUAGAAUCUACAUUCGGAAAUCAAUGGCGAUAUGUAGAUACUAAAAAAUAAUCCGGCUGAUGAAGGAAUAAAGGCUAAAUUAACAAAUUCAAUAUGGAAUUCGGGUCCAGCCUUUCUCAAAAAAUGUGAGAAAGAGUGGCCGAAAAAAGAAGUAAAAGCGAAAACGGUGUUAGACAUUAAACUGAUAUAUUUAAUUAAGGACGUAAACGACCCGCUAGAGUCAAUAGGAUCCUAGCGCUAGCCCCAUAAUUGUUCUGUACACUAAAGGCUGGCUGUGAUUGUUUUUGUUUCAUUCGCAUUGUUUAGGACUUCAACAGUAAGUACCGAUUAAACAUCAAAACAAUCAUCACUUUACAGGAUCAACGUCUAAUGUCAUUUAUGUCUGAGUUUAUUUCAAAGUUAUGUACCGAAUUAUUCAUAAUUAAAGUAAAAAUAUUCUUUAAAAAGAAACAAGAUUUGAAUCUUAGUUUACAAAUCGCCAACGAAAACUUACAAAGCCCAAAUUACUAAAAAAUAUUUUGAAGGCCAGAGAACCAGAGUUUGAGUUUAACAAUUAUAAUUUGCACGACGAAACUAUUCAGUAUCGUAAAAAAAUAGAUUGAUAUUUAAUAUGCAAUACAGUUUGUGUUAAUUAUGCAUAUAGUUGUUUAGUAAUAAGAGUUUAAAGUUCAUUGUUCGAGAUAAAAACUGAUUUUUUUCACCGGAAAUGGGUUAAGCUUAAAUCCGCUUGAGAAAAUGUCUUGAGGCCAGAAAUUUCAGAAAUUGAUUUGAAAAAAUUUGCAUUUUUAAAGACCAGAAGCAACGGAAAUAAUUUAAAAUUCAAUUCAAAAUUCAUGAAGUAGUAUUCUAGAGGCUCAAAAAGGCUAAGCCUGUCUUUAUUUUCUCUCAAAUUGCUUGCAUACUCCUCCAAAAUCAGAAAGACAUAUUUUUUCAAUGAAAAAGCAAAACAUAAUCGCCAUAGCGAAAAUUAUUCGCCUAAAAUAAACCUGGAACAGGAUAACAUAGGUAUCAAAUUAGUCCUUUUUAUAUUAUCGAGGCGAUAACUGAGCUUCAAGAGAUCCUUAAGAAAACGGGAAAAAUAUUUUGAACGACAGAAAUACACAUAAUUGUUCUUAAUUCAGCUCACAAUUCCACGAAACGUUUACAGAGACUAGAAAAAAAAAGUUCAAAUGUUCCUAAAGUUCUUCGAUAAAAGUCAGAAUUCAGAUUUUAAUUUGAAAUUAGAAAUGCACCAAAAACACAACACUCUUCACUUUAGAAGUUGUGCGUUCGAGUCCCACCUGCUGGACUAUAUUUUUCGUAAAUUUCUAAUUACCUAUUUCCCCAGUUAGUACACUUUUCAAUCGUCAGCUCCACAUUUACUGCUUGAAAUAGAAAUGAAAGUAGCUUGACUUGCAUUAUAGUCAUUAAAAAAUAAGAAAGAUAAAAAAUUCAAUUAUAUUAUAAGAGUAAUAAAUUCAAUUUCUUUGAAUAGAUUUUAUAAUUCUGAAAUUAAGAACGCGGAUUCAGAAAAUACAAAACAAGCUUCUUAUUUAGCUCAAAAAGGCUAAAAUUGUUUCCAAGUAGCAAUGAAGUUGUAUUGAAGCCUGAAAGAAACUAACAACAUCAAUUUAAAAUCAAUUUUUAAACUGAAUCUAGAAAAGUGUGUGAACACCAGAAAAUGGGUUAGAAAUGCAAAAACAAAAAUUUACACAAAUUUAAAAUUGGCAAGGCGAAAAAUUCGAUUCGGGGUCAACAAAUGUGUUGAAAUUAUUUUCAAAAAUAACUAGAAUGUUACUUUACGAACUAAUUUCAUUUUUGUCAUAUGACUUACAUUUUAAGUUUAGUAAAGCGGGUAAUGUAUGCAGUUUGCGAGGAUGCGAAUAUGAACGGGAAUAGAAGGUGUGACUUUUAGACUUGGAAAAAAUUUCCCUCGUCCAGACGGUUUCCGGAUUCGUCCAGACGGACGGAUUCCAAAGAUUUGUCGUUUCCGAAGCUCAACAGCAGCCAAGAAAAUGUUGAAAUAAAUUCCAAAUUUGUAAAAAUAUAUAUAUAAAAGGUUUGAAAAAGCAGAAACCAGCUCUACAAAACGCCGAAAAUCUCAACCAGAGAGUGCAGAAAGUUACAAAUAUCGCUCUAGUUAAACAGUUUAAUUAAACCAGUAAUUAAUUUACGUAAGUCUAAAAUGGCAGAAAAUUGUUCCAAAGAACGGUUGAAUUGAAUUAGAAAAUUUAUGUGAAAUAAUGAAAAUUUUGAGAGAAUGACAUUUUCUGCACGUUACAUGUUUCGAAAAGCCCCAAGUGUGCCCUUUCUACUAAACACAAGAUAAUACCAGAUAAUAUCUCGUUUAGGAUUUAAACAAUGGGCUGAGCUGCAUUCCUCAGCCAUGAAAAGUCGAAAAAUCAACAUCAAAUAGAUCUUGGCCGAAGUAGUUAGCCUUUUUUCAAGUUUUGAAAUGAAACAUUGAUAUUAAAAACAAAAUUCUUUCACAAAUUUAUUUUGUUAAUGAAUAAACGUGGUUAAACUUAUAUAUUCAUGCGUUCAAAACCGGGAAAAACAUCGAUUUCUAACCGGGAAAACCGGGAAUUUGAAAUUGGAAAUUAGCUGGCCACCCUGAAUAUUAUCAUGAGAUGCAUAAACAUCAAAAAUUCAAUACGAUGAUUGCAGCUAUCCAACAAAAAUUUCACAUUAUUAGAGUGAAAGAAGCGUUGAAAAAGGUGAUUAGGAAAUGCCAACACUGCAUGAAUGAAAGAGCUAAACCAUAUGCUCCACGAAUGGCAGCGUUUCAUGAAAAUAGAGUACAGCCCUACAAUAAACCCUUUACAUACACCGGAGUUGAUUACUUCGGUCCCUAUACUGUCUCAAUAGGGAGACGGACGGAGAGAAGAUGGGAGGUAUUAUUCACUUGUAUGACUACAAGAGCUGUAUUCCUAGAGCUUGCAAAUAAUUUAAGCACUGAUGCUUUUAUGAUUUGCUUAAACAUGUUGCAAAAUGAACGAGGUGCCGUGAAACAUUUGUAUAGCGAUAACGGUACGAAUUUUGUCGGAGCUGAAAAUGAAAUUAAAACUUUGCACCAUCGAUUGUCCGGGCAAGGUAUAGAAUGGCACUUUAUUCCACCUGCAUCACCUCAUUUUGGGGGAGCAUGGGAGCGAUUAGUUAAAGAGGUAAAAACAUUACUACCUUCACACACUAUGCCUGAGCAUGUUUUAAGAGGGUUGUUAGUUGAAACAGAAAGUAUCAUCAACAACAGGCCUCUCACAAAUAUUUCGCUUGAUAAAGACGAUGACGAACCCAUAACACCCAACCACUUUCUGAUUGGAUGCAAUGGAAAUUCAGCAUUAUCUUUGAAUGAUAAGAGUCCACAUGAGGCAACGAAGCAACAUUGGAAGAGAAUUCAACUCUAUUCUAAGCAGUUAUGGGAUAGAUGGGUAAAAGAAUAUUUACCAUUGCUUGGCGACAGAACCAAAUGGAUAAGUGAAGCAAAACCACUUCAACUUGAUGAUGUUGUUGUUAUGACUGAUGAAAAUCAGAAGGGCAAUUUUAAGAAGGGUGUCGUAAUAAAGCUUCAUACAGCCAAAGAUGGACAAGUGCGUUCAGCUAUAGUGAGAACAUCUGAAGGCGAAUAUACCAGACCGGCUGUAGAAUUAGCCGCUUUAGAUGUCAGGCGGCCGUCGAACGACGCAAAUAAACAAGAAACUAAUUUUGUCGGAUGCUUACAAGACAAUACAUUUUUUUUUUAUUCUCGCUUAUUUUCCGUCGGUCUAGUUCCGCCACUGUUGUGGCCAAUCACCGACGCCCAGGGAGGCGACUCCACACCCAGGACCCUAACUCACGACCCGUUUAUUAACGGACCGGCGCCAACGGCUUUACUUCCUCAUGCGAUGGAAGGCGUGAUCCCAGAGAUUUUUCGCCUCAGAAAAUCUCCCGGUGUCGGCUAGGAUUGAAUCUAGACCAGUUGGGUUGGUUGUGAGUGGAUCACGCCACCUCACAACCAUCGACACAUAUGUCGGCGGUGGGAUUCGAACCCAGGCGUCAAACGUGGUUGGCGGAGACGUUACCAACCACACUAGGCCCCCGCUACAAGACAAUACAUCUCGAAAGAGACAUAAUGAAAAUUGGGGAAAACGACGAAUUUUAGACGUCGAUAAGAUUAAAGAUUUGGUAUCUCAAAUUCCUCCCGCCAAACCUAAAAUUAAUAAAGCUAAACGAAUUAGGCCAUAUGUGCCAGCACAUUUGUAUCUUGUUGUAUACAUAUUCUGUUUAAUAUUUGGAAAUAUAAUGUGUUUUGAAAAUACGGGAUUGAUAGCAUUUGAUUGUGGAAAUUCCGAAAUAAAUAUGACUAGCUAUUCGUGAUUAAAUGUUGCAUCUUCCUACCACCUUCCAACAAUUUGUCCACGUAUGAAGUCGAUAUUCAAGUUUUACAACGGAAUAUAAAAUCCGGAGUAAGAGUGCUACAAUGUCGUGUUAUUAUUAAGCGCAACAUUGUGGUAUGCAUUCGCACACCUCUGAUUAUGAAAGAGGAUACUCGUAUAUUGUGAAGGAAUUUAGUAACGAAGAAUGUAAAUUCGCGCAUCAGCUGGGAAUAGUAAAGUUAUCCUACGAUCAUUCAAUUCGAGAACUAAAAUUAAAUGCAACUACAAGAGGUAAAACUCUUAUUGUUGGUUCAGUUUAUGGGAGCAACUGUAAAGGGGGUACAUAUAAAACUUCGGAAUAUACUUGAGAAGAUGCUCUAGUGUAUUACGAGUAUGAAAUUGCAUUGAAUGACUAUAUCGCAACUGUUGAUAUGGAAAGUAAUACAAUAUUUUUGCGUAACAGUUUGUCGUGUAUUUAUUCCUUAGGAAAAUGUUUAGACACCGACGAAGGAUAUUUAACAUUGGAUGUUGGUUAUACUAAAGCUUGUGAAGAAACCGACUACGAGAUUAUUUUUGAAGUUUACAGCGCCAUAUCUGAAACUCACUUUUUUUCCAUACGGACAAGAAAGGAGACGAAAAUAUGUGGGCACUUAGGUUUUAUGACCGACCAUCCUACGAUUGUGAUUGUUCAAAUAACAGAUUUUAGGUCACCUUUCAAGAGCAAGGCGAUCUCUGGUAAAAACUUUGAUCUUUUUACUUACUUCAACUCUAAGAUUACUCUAGUUGAGAACUAUAUCGGACAAAAAAUUGAUGGUGUUUACAAUACAGUCAUGACGGAAAUGUGCAAGGUAGAUAAGGCAUUGAUGGAAACACGUCUUACUUUGGCAAGAUUGAACCCAACAGAGUUUGUUUCCAGCAUAACCAAGCGAUCUGGUUACACAGCGGUGGUAGCUGCGGAAGUAUUGCAUAUACUAUAUAGAUAAGUAUCUAGCCAUUCUUAAUGAAGGAAGGAAUCUCUUCUCUUUCUUACUUAUUGUUAGUAUGUAUUUUACAUUUAAGACAGUGCAUUAGAUUUAGGUAUAAAAACUCUGUAAAUUUCAAUAAUAAAUUCAUUCUGUUUGUGAAUUCUUUCGUGGAAUAUAACGAUUCAGUUCGUUCACGAAAAAAAAAAUCCGUUCUUUAGGAAACCAUAGCGAUUCAGUUCGCUCCUAAGAAUCAAAAGCAGUCGGAAAAACUACGGAUCAUAGUGAUUCAGUUCACUCGGAGAAAACUGCAAGGACGUCAUUUGGUAUCUGCUUCGGACUCCUGUGCCGAGUCGCAAGCACGAAAAUACCAGAGAGGACUAAAGGGUGUUCGGUGCUUGGAAACCGAACUGUAAAUAAAAAACAAGAAAAAAUCGUCGGCAUACGUAGUGACGUAACAAUGCUCGAUUCGUGUGACAUUACUGAUGGUGAUAGAUGUAGUGAACUCUCCUACCAAAUCCAGAGGUUCUCCAAAUGCGGUUGUUGUCUCCAUUUGUGUGGAAUUGACUGUAGGUUCACCAAUAUUUUUCCAUACGGCUUGCGAGAUCACCGAAAUAUCGGAACCACAGUCAAGCUGAAGUUCUGCUUGAACACCGUUGAAGUUGACGGUCAAGUACUUCCUACGGCUCUGAAUAUGCUUCACUGACUGAAUAGUUUUCAUGUGAGCUUUUUUGUCUUUCUUGCUGACCUUCUUGUCGCCUGCGGACGUUGGUGCAGAUUUUGACGAGCAACUGCAGUAGCCUUCCUUGUGACCCACUUUUCCACAUUGCUUGCAGGCAUGUUUGGAGAACUGACAAUCUUUCACGAAGUGCAUGGCUCCACAUUACCAGCAUGGAGACGGAGGUACUUUACUGUCUGCUGUCGCCGAUUUUGAUUGGUUGGAUUGCUGUUUGA